Molecule: messenger RNA, 1538 nt
Organism: Cicer arietinum (chickpea)
Lineage: Eukaryota; Viridiplantae; Streptophyta; Magnoliopsida; Fabales; Fabaceae
Product: transcription factor bHLH68-like
Biological process (GO): regulation of transcription by RNA polymerase II
Cellular component (GO): nucleus
Molecular function (GO): RNA polymerase II cis-regulatory region sequence-specific DNA binding; DNA-binding transcription factor activity, RNA polymerase II-specific; protein dimerization activity
Source: RefSeq, a predicted model, not a curated record
AAUUUAAAAAACCUUUAACCAAAGUCUUGUUUGGUUGCACAUACAAGGAAAUAUCACAAAGGUGUGAAAGUAGAUAAAGUAGUAGUAAAAAGGAGUUUAAAAUUUUCAUUUUCUUAGAAGGCUAUUAUUAUAUACUAUUAUUAUUAUUAUUAUUAUUAUUUUGAAAGUUGAAAUUAAAUUAAAUUCCCUAUAGCUACUACACAUAUAUCAUGAAACUCAUGAUCCUUUGUAUCAAAUGAUGGCUGGAAACCCUAACUGGUGGAGCAUGCAUCCACCACCAUCUUUGAAUAUACCUUCUCAAUAUGUUCUUGGAUCUUCUUCAAUCCCUUUUAAUUCCUUAACGGAAAAUUCAGAAACUCCUCACUCAUGGAGUCAACUACUUUUCACUGGAUUACCUGGAGAAGAAGAGAGGGUAGGUUUCAAUCAUUUUGAAGCUAAUAAAAGUUCAGAAAAUUGGGAUGUUCAAAUUAUGAAUCCAUGUUCAAGAGUUUCUCCUAAUACUAUUAUGGAUGUAAUAAAGCAAGAAGUUUGUCAAAGUGGGAAUAUGUAUGGAGAAGAUCAGUUUCAUCAUCAUCAUCAUCAUCAUCAUGCUUCAUCAUCUGGAUUAAUUGGCUCUUCUAAUUGGUCUCAUAUGGUUCCUGUUUCUUCACCAAUUUCUACUUCUCAUGUCACUAGCUUAAGUAGUAGUAGUGACAAUAUGUUGGAUUUCACUUAUAAUAAGGUAGAUCAUAGGAACAACAAUCCACUACCUACAGAUCAAAUAUCUGAGUGUAAUAGUUCAACUAUUGGAGUUAAUAAGAAGGCUAGGGUUCAGCCAUCUUCAAGCCAACCACCUCUAAAGGUGAGGAAGGAGAAGCUAGGUGAUAGAAUAACAGCACUUCACCAACUAGUUUCUCCAUUUGGAAAGACUGACACUGCUUCUGUCUUGUUAGAAGCCAUUGGAUACAUCAGGUUCCUCCAGAGUCAAAUUGAGGCACUGAGCUCUCCUUACUUGGACACUGCAUCAAAAAACAUGAGGAAUCAACAUUCUGUGCAUGUAGAAAGAAAUUCUGUUUUUCCUGAGGACCCCGGUCAGCUGUUGGAUGACACUGGCCUAAAAAGAAAGGGUGCUCCAAACCAGAAUGCAGAAGGUAACAAGGCAAAGGACUUGAGGAGUAGAGGGUUGUGCUUGGUACCUGUGUCAUGCACACAAAAUGUUGGAAGUGAAAAUGGAGCUGAUUAUUGGGCACCAGCAUUUGGAAGUGGAUUUUAAUUAACAUGAAGCAAAUAUAUAUUAUGAAUGCAUGAAAUGAAAUGAUGAUGAUGAUAUAUAUAACAUCAUGAGCACUCAUUCUGUGCUAAUCUAAUCAAAAGGCUGAUUGCUCACGAUGCUAUAUAUGUAUGUAUGUGAUUUUAUAACACGAAUUUUUAAAUCCUCUAAUCUAAUUAUUUAGAUGAUGAUCUAUUGAGUUUCAUCUUAUCAAGAUUUGUCAAAACUAAAAUGUAAGUUUGGUUCUUCGAUCAAGAUCGUAUGCUUUAAUUUGUGUGGAAUUCAACCC